CAGGAUGUUUGCAUUCACUGAGCUUCCGUACGGCUCUGUUACCCGGAAGUGUCAUUGAUACUGUAAUUCUGCUCUAUAUCUAAGACGCCAAGCUGCUACUGAGACAGUAAAAAUGAAGGUCAGUUCUUCAGUGCUGGCAUCUUGCUGCCUGUUAAUCCAGGUCUUUGGAGCGAUGCUUUUUAUCCGUGGCUUCUUUCCUUUACCGGUGCGGUCUCAAUCACGCAAGAGCACCAGCGCAGAGACCCCACCAGAGCCAGCGACAGCAGGCUUACUCUCGAACUGGACAAAACUUCCUUCACCUCUUUUCAAAAAAGUUGUCGUCCUUCUAAUCGAUGCUUUGAGACAGGACUUUGUGUAUGGUCCAAAGGGGAAGAAACAUAUGCCUUACCUUACCCAACUUGUAGAAAAAGGAACAACACACAGCUUCAUAGCAAAAGCAGCAGCUCCAACUGUCACCAUGCCUCGUAUCAAGGCCCUGAUGACAGGUAGCAUCCCUGGAUUUAUUGAUGUUGUAAUGAAUCUAAAUUCACACGAAUUACUGGAUGACAAUGUGAUAUGGCAAGGAAAGCAAGCUGGAAAAAGGAUAGUAUUUUAUGGAGAUGAUACUUGGAUAAAACUUUUCCCCAAACAUUUUGCUGAAUAUGAUGGAACAACAUCAUUUUUUGUUUCUGAUUAUACAGAGGUUGAUAAUAAUGUUACAAGGCACUUGGAUGAUAUAUUAAAGAGAAAUGACUGGGAUAUGCUUAUCCUUCACUAUCUUGGAUUAGAUCACAUAGGACAUUUAACAGGACCACAUAGUCAUUUAGUCGGUCCAAAACUUCUUGAAAUGGACACUGUCCUAAAAAAAAUCUCUGUUGCAUUAAUGUCACAGGAAGAAGAUAUAUCUGUUCCUAGUUUAAUUGUUUUAUGUGGUGACCAUGGAAUGUCAGAAACAGGCAGCCAUGGAGGCUCAUCUGAAGAGGAGGUGCAGACACCACUUGUUUUAAUUAGCUCAGCAUUUGAAGAGAAAGGCGGAAUCUCUAAAUUGCCUGAAAUCAUACAGCAGACAGACAUAGCACCGACUUUAGCAAUAAGCCUUGGGCUUCCAAUUCCCCAAAACAGUCUGGGAAUACUUGUGCCUCAAACUGUUGAACACAAGUCAAUGAGGGAGCAGCUGCGUUUCCUUCAUUUAAAUGGACAUCAGCUCUGCAUGCUGUUAAGGCAAAACCUGGAAGCAUAUGAAAAAGAUGCUGGAGUGGAGCAAUUUAAGAAGGCUGAAAAGUCUCAUGGAAACUGGAUAAAGCUUUAUUUGGAAGGAAAUGCAUCUGAGACCCUUACUAACCUUGGCAAGAAAGUUCUAAAACAGUAUUUGGAAGCACUUAAGAAUCUGAGCUCUUCCUUAGGAAAACAAAUUGCAGAAUAUGACAUCUACUCAAUGAGUAUAGGAGCAGUAAUAUCACUGGAGAUUUUGUUCUUGCUCCUGCUCAGUAUUCCCAAUGCUUUAAGCAGCCGGGCAGAGUUUGACAUUCCCCUGUCCUCCCCACUGUUCUCCCUGUUAUUUUAUAUGAUGUGCUUAGUACUCUCAGCCAUCCAUGUUAUUGUGUGCACAUCAUCUGAGAAAGUGUGCUUUUUCUGUAGCAUCUCUUGGGUAUUGGCACUUGGGAUCAUGAUGUUCAUCUCUGCUCUUUCCUGUAUAGUUUUAUCUACUUUGAGCAAAAUGUUGGCAAAAUCUCAAUAUCCCAACAAGAAACAGGAUUCCAUUUUUUCAGGCUGGUCAGAAUUAGAUCUUCUGUUGUUAAUAGGAACACUAGGUCAUGUGAUAAGCAUGGGAGCAAGUAGCUUCAUAGAAGAGGAACAUCAAACUUGGUAUUUUCUAACCAAUACACUUUGUCUGGCUUUGGCCCAAGAAAUGUGCAGAAAAUACUUUCUUGUGAAAAAAUCAAAUUUUCUGGACUCUGCAGAAGGUGAAGAUUCCAAGAAUGAAAGUUUGUACAUGGAUAAGAUUUAUGAUACACACAAGAAAGAGCUCAAAGAGCAGACCUUACCACUUCUGUCUCAGUUUGCAAAACAACAUGAAAAAUGGAUUGCGUUAUCAAGUCCCUGGGCUAUACUAAUAAUUUGCCGACUGUUACGUACACUUAACCAGACUGGAAUCCAGUGGAUCCAUCGUCCAGAUUUUGGACACUGGUUGACAAGUUCAGAACACAAGCCAGAACUCUCAUUUUUGGUAGCUGUCUGCCUCGUAAUGAUAUUCAUUCUAAUUCAGGGUAGAUGCUCAUUUGUAUCAAAAGUGGCCUUGGCGUUUGGACUCUUAGGAAUCUACUGCUACAGAGCUGCCAUCGGACAUGUUUUGUAUCCAUGGCAGAACAACAGUAACGGUUUAUCAAAGGGAAUUACUGAAGCCCGGUUUGUUUAUAUAUUUGUGCUUGGUAUUCUUUUCACGGGAACUAAAGACCUGUUAAAGUCACAGGUUAUUUAUACAGAUCCCCAAACCAAGAGUCUGGGUUUGUGGGAAGUAUAUAGUGGAUUCAUACUUCUGGCAGCACUUUUAUAUCGUCCACACAACCUCGUAGUGUUGGUGUUCUGCCUCCUAAUGCAGACAACCUUGAGUAUGUUCAUCUGGAAUUUACUGAAGCAUGAUGCGGCUCAAAUCACCAUCAUGCACUACUGGUUCGGACAAGCAUUUUUCUUUUUUCAGGGCAAUUCCAAUACUAUUUCUACUGUGGAUAUUUCAGCUGGCUUUGUUGGCAUGGAAAACUAUGUGGAGUUACCAGCCAUCUUUCUUACAAUGUUUAUAACAUACAGCGGGCCUUUACUUUGGGCUAUACACUUGUUAUGGUAUCUGAGUUCAGAAACACACAGGGUCUCAACGACUGUAGCUCAUGGUUGUUAUUGCUAUGCUGCCAUUCGAUCCAUACCAGUCACAGUGUACAUACUUGUAGUCACUGCUUUUCGUUACCACUUGUUUAUAUGGAGUGUAUUUUCCCCAAAGCUGCUUUAUGAAGCAAUUCACCUACUUAUUUCAGCAGGUGUAUGUGUUAUGUUUACUGCUGUGGAUAAAAAUCAAAUAUCAAAAUCUGAGAACUAACUUAUUUUACAGUGACCUACAAGACCUUACAAGUUAAACAUAUCUUUCAAAGGAUGGAACUUUUUUUCUUUUUCUUUAAAGAACUUUUAAUAGUGAUGUGUAAAUAAGUUAGGAUAUUCUAUUUUUUUAAGAAAAAUAAUGACCUAAAUAGUUGUUAUACAAUGUAGCUCUCUUUGGGUGGCUGCAUAUGAUGUGCAAGAAAGCUAAGAGUUUGGCAUCUACAUGAAGUUUUUCUUUUUGGGUUGCACCAGGGCCUUACCAAAAAUGUCAUCUCACCAUGAAGGUACAGUGGUGGUUUUGUUUGACACUGAUUGUUGCACUUUAAUAUUUCCAGAGGCUUCAUUAUUCAGAUGAUUAUUUCAUUGAUUGUUUGGAAUGUUUCUGUGAUUUUCAAAAAUGCACAGUAGUAGUUAUUUAUAAUAAUUGCCUGAGUGUAUCUAUAUGGCUAAACUGUGGACCUGUGGAUCCCCAGACCUUGCCUCCUGUAGAAUGCAGCACGGUUACAGUAAUUGCUGUAGGAUUAAAACAAUGAGCAAUAUUUUUUAAGGUAUAGUAAUGGAAGCAUACUGACACAAACUGUAAGGAUAUCCAAAUUAACAAAAGUAUUUUGUAUGUGACAUAUAAUUGGUCCAUGUAUUGCCAGUCUACCUAGCAGCUUCUAAAGAUUGAUAUGAUUGUGUCAAUUCUUAUAGGAUAUUUUUACAUAUAUGUUUAUAUCCGGUUAACACUAAUAUAUCCCAUUUACUAACAUGAACUUAGUAGGGCUAACUUAAGUCCGCAAGUGCAGUGAGCAACUUUGAACACUUUUUCUUACAGUCAGUCACUUGCUAGAACAACUUUCAUUAAAGCCACUCACGUCAAAAUGUGCUCUUCGCACUUCUGUAUAGAUGCUCUUAGUGCUGCUCAGUCCCUCCUGCCUUCCAUCCUAAAUCAGUCACCGCUGCGCCUAUUGUAUUGCAAUGUACCACACACACAGUUGUGUUCAGUUUGGUGAAUGAGACACAACUGCAGUAGAAGCAGUGCAAUUUUGCAGAGAAUUGCCAGUUUGCUACCACAAUGAUGCCAUAAUUUUGGGAAAAAACCAUUGUGGGGAAAAAAGCAUGCCGAUUGGGCUCGAAAUUGCACUUUUUCUAGUGAAUGCACUAUUUAUUUAUAUUUCAUAAAUAAUUAAUUUUCUAACAUGUGCAUAACUAUUACUAAGCUAACUCCUUGUCAACUGGUAUAAUUUAUACGUUAGCUGCUGACAUUGCCCUGAUAUUGCUUAGAAAUAUAUCAACUAACCCAUAAACAAGUCUGCACUUGCAACUGAAUAAAGCGUUAAAGGUAUAUUACUCCUGAA
Xenopus tropicalis (tropical clawed frog) is the source of this 4406-nucleotide messenger RNA. It is a transcript of the gene pigg, whose product is annotated as phosphatidylinositol glycan anchor biosynthesis class G. Lineage: Eukaryota; Metazoa; Chordata; Amphibia; Anura; Pipidae. The record is from RefSeq and is a predicted model, not a curated record. Gene Ontology annotation, cellular component: membrane. The transcript is spliced from 13 exons. Gene Ontology annotation, molecular function: mannose-ethanolamine phosphotransferase activity. The coding region runs from base 113 to 3067 and encodes 984 amino acids. Gene Ontology annotation, biological process: GPI anchor biosynthetic process.